AUGCAGCCUCCCGUCGGAACCGACCACAAAGAUGAUAUAGAGGAGGGUGAUGCCAGAAGGCUCGAUUCGCAGCCCGACACACACUUCGAUUUGAAAAAAGAGGAGAUAGCAAAGAACGUUGGAACCUUGCAACGAAGACUCAAAUCACGACAUAUUCAAUUCCUUGCUCUAUCAGGCGCUAUUGGGACGGGCCUCUUCGUGGGUACUGGUCAGGUCAUCUCGUUGGCAGGGCCAUUAUCCGCCGUGCUUGCCUACUUCAUUACUGGAUUCAACCUAUACGCAGUGAUAAACAGCAUGGGUGAAAUGGCGACUUGGCUUCCACUACCCGGUGCCGUUCCUGUAUAUGCUGCCCGAUUUGUCGACGAAGCCCUAGGCUUCACACUUGGCUGGAACUACUGGUAUCAAUUUGCAAUUGGUGUUCCGAUCGAAAUUAGCGCUGCAGCUCUGGUGAUUGACUACUGGCCCAACGCUGUAUCUUCUGCCGUCUGGAUUACGGUUCUAUUCGUCGCCAUUUUCGUGGUCAAUUAUCUGCCGGUUCGCGUCUACGGUGAGCUAGAAUUCGUCCUCGGAUCUAUCAAGCUCACGACCAUCAUAGGCUUGAUGCUACUCAUGUUUAUCAUCACGCUGGGUGGCACACCGACACAUGAUCGCAUUGGAUUCCGAUAUUGGCAGCAACCUGGACCUAUGAACGAGUACUUGGAGACGGGAUCACUUGGACGGUUUUUGGCGUUUUGGAAAGUAUUCAUCCAGGCGACCUUCAGCUAUGGAGGUAGCGAGAUGGUAGUUGUUGCGGCCGGAGAGACCGAAAACCCAAGAAGGAACAUUCCCAAGGCUGUACGUCGUGUAUUUUGGCGAAUCGCCAUAUUCUACGUUGGCAGUAUUUUCCUGGUUACUCUAUGCGUCUCAUCUCGGGACCAUCGGCUACUAAAUGCUAUUGACUCUGGAGCAUCAGGUGUCGGAGCCAGUCCUUUCGUUAUUGCAAUUGAAAACGGGGGGAUCAAAGUACUGCCAUCUAUCAUCAAUGCAGUCGUCCUCACUUCAGCGUUGUCUGCAGGGAAUUCUUUCUUCUACGCAUCGACUCGAAUUCUAUACUCCACAGCCCUCGACGGGAAAGCACCACGAUUCCUUCGCUACGAAAAGUUUGGCGUUCCAUAUGCCUGCGUAGGCGUCACGGCUGCCUUGAGUCUCCUUGUUUAUCUUAACGUCUCAGCCAGCUCUGCAGAUGUCUUUUUCUGGAUUAGCAACCUGAGCUCUGUCAGCACGCUCAUUGUGUGGACGUCCAUCUCAAUCACUUACAUCCGUUUCAACCAAGGGCUAAAGCAUCAUGGUAUCCCGAGAUCAUCACUUCCUUUCAAAGCACCAUUCCAACCAUACCUCGCAUACUUUGCAGCAAUCUUUUCGUCAACUGUGGCAUUUUUUAAUGGAUUCGAUGCUUUUUUCCCCGGUCAUUUCAGUGCGAAGAGCUUCAUUCCUCCUUACAUCGAUAUUCCAAUUUUCGCCGGCCUGUUCCUCGGGUACAAGAUUUUGUACAAGACAAAAUUUGUGAAGGUGGAAGACAUGGAUCUGUGGUCUGGUAAAGAGGAGGCUGACGAGCUGGAAUCAACGUGGGAAGAGCCCAAGCCACGCAAUUUUCUCGAACGGAUCUGGUUCUGGAUUGCUUAA
This is a messenger RNA of Penicillium pulvis, 1662 nucleotides long. RefSeq lists its product as uncharacterized. Gene Ontology annotation, cellular component: membrane. The transcript is spliced from 2 exons. Gene Ontology annotation, biological process: amino acid transmembrane transport. Gene Ontology annotation, molecular function: amino acid transmembrane transporter activity. The coding region runs from base 1 to 1662 and encodes 553 amino acids. The record is from RefSeq and is a predicted model, not a curated record. Lineage: Eukaryota; Fungi; Ascomycota; Eurotiomycetes; Eurotiales; Aspergillaceae.